This is a messenger RNA of Polyodon spathula (Mississippi paddlefish), 844 nucleotides long. RefSeq names its product prokineticin-1-like. The coding region runs from base 38 to 358 and encodes 106 amino acids. The record is from RefSeq and is a predicted model, not a curated record. The transcript is spliced from 3 exons. Lineage: Eukaryota; Metazoa; Chordata; Actinopteri; Acipenseriformes; Polyodontidae.
UCUCCACCUUCCAACAAGCUCCUGCCAAGGUGCUGCAAUGAUGAGGAUCGCUCUGCUAUUCACCUUCCUCUUGGCUUUACUCACUAGCACCAGGUGUGCCGUGAUCACUGGGGCCUGUGAGAGGGACUUGCAGUGCGGACUGGGCUCGUGCUGUGCUGUCAGCCUGUGGCUCCGGGGUCUACGCAUGUGCACCCCGAGAGGGAGAGAGGGGGACGAGUGCCACCCCUUCAGUCACAAGGUGCCCUUCUACGGGAAGAGACAGCACCACACCUGCCCAUGUCUGCCGCAUCUCACCUGCACCUGGGUUAUGGACAGCAAAUACCGCUGCUCUGACAAUUUUAAAAAUAUAGACUUUUAAAUAAUGAGAGAGAGAGAGAGAGUAUGAAACAUAUUUCACUGUUGUUGUAACAAGGACAAAAUAUAUAUACAAAACUAAAAUCAAAUCAUUGCAUAGCCAUCUGAUCAACUUUAUUAUACUAAUGCAGCACUAGCCUAGAUAAAGGGAACUGGAGCUACAGCUAAGGCCAAAAGAAUUUUACCAUCGAGACAUAAUUCUUAUAUAAAGAUCUUUUAUUACACCAUGUAAUCAAAGAAACUACAAAAUGAUGCCAUGAAAAUUCUACCAGAAGACAUAAUGGAGACCCUUUCCCGCUAACAUUGUGGAUACAAAAAAAAAAGAAGGCAAGAUAUUUUUAAGUUGACAUAUUAAAUACAUACUUCAGUAAGGUCUGUUGCUGUACAGCCUAGCCCUGUUCCACGCUGUGUCUGUAAACUUAACCUGUUCCUGACUGGAAUGCAUUGCACAGGGCCGGACAUCCAGCAUGCAUCACAUGUGUUUACAUUG